Messenger RNA from Blepharisma stoltei, 201 nucleotides. NCBI's taxonomy places the organism in Eukaryota, Ciliophora, Heterotrichea, Heterotrichida, Blepharismidae. The record is from the annotation of a GenBank genome assembly.
AUGCUUGGACAUAAUGAUUAUAUGAAAGUUAGGCAAAAUUUUAUUAAUGAUAUUUUAAUAGCCAACCCAUUUGCUUCGAAAAGAAAAAGAGGUAGCACUAUUGUAAAAUAUGCAGAAGACUUGACUAGAAUAUAUGUUGUAGGAGCUUCAGAAUAUUUGGUAAAUCCAGCAAAAGAAUUCUCACUUUGGAUGCUUCUCUAG